Messenger RNA from Schistocerca americana (American grasshopper), 1343 nucleotides. RefSeq lists its product as uncharacterized. Lineage: Eukaryota; Metazoa; Arthropoda; Insecta; Orthoptera; Acrididae. The record is from RefSeq and is a predicted model, not a curated record. The transcript has 2 exons. The coding region runs from base 547 to 987 and encodes 146 amino acids.
AAAUAUCACGCAAAGAGGAUGUCAUUUCAUUGACAUUAUGUUCUCAACUAAAUGUAAUUUUGUCAGUAACACAUUCUUUAUUUACGAAUUUUUCGCCCCGUAGUUAAAAUACACCACCCCGUGUUUGAAAUUCAGUUGAUAUGUGGAAAAGUACUGUGGGGCUACCAAGGGGGUUUCGGAAUCAGUCUUGUUGCAAACUGAAUUAGUUUCUUUCCGAUGAAAAAUUCAAAAUGGAAUUAUUUGUACGUCUUUUGUCAUGACUUGCGUAGGAAACCAGGUGCUGUAGUCGAUCCCGUAACGUAGCAUGAAGCAAUAUAACGGGAAUAUCAGAUGAUCUCACUUCCGAAUAUAUCCUCCACUUCCACAAAUAUUCUGCUAAAAGCUGCACGCUUGAAUCUCGUAUUGCAUUGGUUCAACGGCCGUCUUCCUGCUUAGGUAGAAGGUGGGGGAUUAAUAUCGGAAGUGCAUGUUGUGAAGUGUUAAAACUGUUAAAGAGAACUGACUUUGUGUACGCGUUGUAUAAAAUAGUCGUUCCACUUCAGCAUUAUGAGUUGUGAAGUAAAUGAGAAAUGGGCUGCCGACGCUGAGCCGUUAGCCGGCGUCACGCAAAACCUAUGUGUAAAUGUGGCCAAAUUUCCAGACUUAAGACGAGUUCCAAAUUUCCAGCCAUUUCUUUCUACCAACACAUAUUAUGGAUACAUGCCAGUGUUUCCUCGCUCCGAUGAUUGUGAAAUGGACACUGAUGAUACAAACUCUUGGACUAAAUUAGGUCUAAAUUCGCAUUGUGCCCAUCGUCAGAACGAAAAUGUUGGUGCUUUUCCGGGAUUAACUCGAAAGCGCUGUAGCAGAGACAUGCAGCCGCACGAGCAAGGCGCCAAGAAAAGCAGACGCGAAGAGCUACCCGUUACAGGGUUUUCGGCGCGACAGACAACAAUGCAGCAAUUAGACGCACACUAUCCAAGGUGCAUCAUGGGUCAUUUGGUGUGAUACUAUUGUAUUGAAAAUUUUGGAAUUUUCAAAUGUGGCUUUAGUUGAUCAUUUACGUUUUAUAUUUUCUUGCUUAAAACAUUGGGAGAACAUAACACUUACCUUGAGAUCAUUCUUUUUGUUCCUUAGAGCCUGUGUCUAAAUGUGAAAAGGACAUUGAGAGGCAUACCUCUGAAGAAAGUGAAUUGGCGUUGGAACAAUUAUUGAAAUAUACUCACGGCUGUGACAUAUAUAAUUAUUAUUCUGCUUGUGACAUCUAACAUGUAACUAAUUACUUAAUUUAUAUACUUUUUUAAUGUAUUGACAGUUUUGUAUUGAUUGUGAGUUGUAAUAAUAAAUAUUGUAUUCUAAUCAAA